AUGCAGCACUCCACCCGGCGGCAAGAGCAUGCAGCGGCAGCGGCAACGGCGACGGCACAGCAACCCGACAGUAGCCAGUGCGCGCAACCCGAGAAGCCUAGAAGUGGCGGGUCACGAUGCGCCACGCUGGGGUUAGUGGCGCCGGCCGCCGCCACACGGGGAUGGUGGACCGUGACCGGGAAGCUCAGAAGGGGGGCCCAGGGACGUGACCGCGUCGGCUCACGGUGCGCCGCGCUGGAGGAGAAUGCAGCACUCCACCCGGCUGCGAGAGCAUGCAGCGGCAACGGCGACGGCACAGCAACCCGACAGUGGCCAGUGCGCGCAACCCGUUCGACGGUGACUCCCUGUGACCGUUCGCCGACAAAAAGUGAGCAACAGAGAGCGAGGGAAAGAGGAGACAAGGGCUCGGGAGCUUCGAAACCUUGGUGCAAAACGCGGCAGUGGGCUCUAGGCGACGGAAAGGCAGCAAGCAAAGGCUUCAACGGCGGCGGCGGGCGAGCUUUGCAUCGACGGCGAGAUCCGAAGCGAGCAUGCGUGCGGCUGGGAGCUAGGGCAGAGGCGGCGGCGUGUAGAUGCGAAACGGGGCGCUAUUUAAGGGCGGGGCGGCGUGGGCAGCACGCCAACUGGCAUAGCGGAGGCGAACUUGGCGGCUGUGCGGUGUCCGGCUCGGAACAGGGUCCGGGUUGGGGCGGCUCAGGUGGAAGACGGACCUAA
Miscanthus lutarioriparius is the source of this 714-nucleotide messenger RNA. The record is from the annotation of a GenBank genome assembly. NCBI's taxonomy places the organism in Eukaryota, Viridiplantae, Streptophyta, Magnoliopsida, Poales, Poaceae.